This is a messenger RNA of Lottia gigantea (owl limpet), 1501 nucleotides long. RefSeq lists its product as hypothetical. Gene Ontology annotation, cellular component: preribosome, large subunit precursor. Bases 59 to 1492 code for a protein of 477 amino acids. The transcript is spliced from 10 exons. Gene Ontology annotation, biological process: rRNA processing; ribosomal large subunit assembly. NCBI's taxonomy places the organism in Eukaryota, Metazoa, Mollusca, Gastropoda, Lottiidae. Gene Ontology annotation, molecular function: rRNA binding. The record is from RefSeq and is a predicted model, not a curated record.
AAAUUAGACAAUAUUGUGUUGAUUUUUAAGCUCUAAAGUUUUACUGUUUUCCAUCAACAUGGGAAGAAACAAAAGAGCCAAGUCAGUUAGGAAAACUAAGGCACAUCAACAAAAAUUACAAGAAGAGGAAUAUACAAAGACACCCCAUUCUAUGGUGUUUCAUCGUGGUAAUGUGGGUAAAGUACUGGAAGAAUUAGUUAAGAAUAUGAGAGAUGUUAUGGAACCAUAUACAGCAACAAGUUUGCAAGUGAGGAAUAAGAAUACUUUAAAAGAUUUCUUGUCUGUGGCAGGAGCAUUAAAUGUGACACACUUUAUGGUCUUCACCAAAAAUGAUUUACAUACGAAUUUGAGAGUAUUAAGAACACCUAAAGGACCUACACUGACUUUUCAAUUACAUAAAUUUACAUUAACUAAAGAUGUGUUAUCCUCAUUACGUAAACCAGACUUAGAUAAGUCAGUGUAUAGACAUCAUCCACUGUUAGUGUUAAAUAAUUUUGGAGGAGAAGGUAUGCAGAUGAAGUUAAUGUCCACCAUGUUUCAAAAUAUGUUUCCUUCCAUCAAUGUCAAUAAGGUUAAUUUAAACACUAUCAGAAGAUGUGUAUUAGUUAAUUAUGAUUCAGAAACUAAACUGAUAGAAUUUAGACAUUAUUCAGUUCGUGCUGCACCAGUAGGUGUCAGUAGGGGUGUCAAGAAAUUAUUAAAGUCACAUAUACCAGAUUUAAGCAGAUAUGCUGAUGUCAGUGAGUAUCUUGCCAAGGGCUGUAACUUAUCUGAAAGUGAAGCAGAAUUUGAUGGUCCACACAAUGAAGUGACUUUACCACAAAAUGUAUUUGGACGUGGUAAUAUGAAAUCAUCUCAGAGUGCAAUUAGAUUAAAAGAAAUAGGACCCAGGAUGACUCUUCAACUUAUAAUGAUAGAGGAAGGUUGUUGUGAUGGUAAAGUUUUAUUUCAUGAAUAUGUCAAAAAGACAGAAAGAGAAUUAAAAGAAAUACAAAAAUUAAAGAAACAAAAACAAUCAUUAAAGGAAGCUAGGAGAAAACAACAAGAGAUUAAUAUAGCUAAGAAAGCUGAGCUUAAAGCUCAACAUAAAGAGAAAUCUUUAGAGGGUAUAAGAAGAUCAACACAAAUGAGGAAAGAAGCUGAAUCAUUACUUGGUGACAUAGAUCAAACUAAAAAGAGUAAUGAUAAUGAAGAUGAUGAUGUUGACUAUUAUGAAAGAGAAGUUGGUGUUAAACCUGCCCCAGAACUCUUCAGUGGAGUCAAGAGGAAACAUCAUGGUGACACCAAAACACAUUCUAAAAAAUUCAAAAAAGAUGAGAAAUAUUCUAAGAAAGAGAGUCAAUAUAAAAAGAAAGGAAGACAGAACACUGACAGUAAAACUAAAUUUCGAGUGAAAGCUAAAGCUACAAAACCAAAUAGGAGACCUACAACUGUUUCUGGUGGAAAAAGAACUACUGUCUUCAGACCAAAUAAAAGAUCAAAUAAAAAGUGAAAAUUCCUC